GGCACAGGGUGGCGGACGGUGGCCGCGGAGGUCCGCCAUGGAGCACCUGGAGCGCUGCGCGUGGUUUCUCCGCGGGACGCUGGUGAGAGUGGCGGUGCGGCGCUACAUGCCCUGGGCGCUGGUGGCCAGCAUGCUGGCGGGCUCGCUUCUUAAGGAGCUGUCGCCGCUGCCCGAGAGCUACCUCAGCAACAAGCGCAACGUCUUCAACGUGUAUUUUGUUAAACUGGCCUGGGCCUGGACAUUCUGUCUCCUCCUGCCUUUCAUUGCCCUCACCAACUAUCACCUGACGGGCAAGGCCGGCCUGGUCCUGCGGAGGCUGAGCACGCUGCUCGUGGGCACGGCCAUCUGGUACGUCUGCACGGCCCUGUUCUCCAACAUCGAGCACUACACAGGCAGCUGCUACCAGUCGCCGGCCCUGGAGGGGGUCAGGAAGGAGCACCGGAGCAAGCAGCAGUGCCACCGGGAAGGGGGCUUCUGGCACGGCUUUGACAUCUCUGGCCACUCCUUCCUGCUGACCUUCUGCGCCCUCAUCAUCGUGGAGGAGAUGGCCGUGCUGCACGCGGUGAAGACGGACCGCGGCCACGCCCUGCACGCGGCCAUCACCGCUUUGGUCGUCGCCCUGGGCCUGCUGACCCUCAUUUGGGUGUGGAUGUUUCUGUGCACAGCGGUUUAUUUCCAUGACAUGUCACAGAAAGUGUUUGGUACCCUGUUUGGUUUGCUGGGCUGGUAUGGGACUUACGGGUAUUGGUAUCUGAAGUCCUUUUCCCCGGGACUUCCUCCCCAGUGUUCCAGUUUGAGUCUGAAGCAAGAUAGUUACAAGAAAUAAAAGAGAGACGGCAUGGAGGGAGAGGGGCCCGGCAGGACAACGGCUGAGGUAUUUUCCACGUGCUUUGUUCAGUUCCUGGCUGAAGGGUCAUUCCCACUUCAGACAAGAAGCUUACCAGACAGUUUGUGGGGUGGGCCGGAGUCUAGCGAGCAGUUUCGUCCUCAGGCUCUUCUUGGGGACGUGGGUACCAGCAUUCCCAUCCAGGCACUUUUUGUCUCUGGCAAGACUUGACCUUAGCAUGAAAUACUCUUUUGUCCCCAGAGGGAAGAGUGAACGCUCAGUGAAGGGACAAAAUUGGGAAGCUUCUGUUACGUGGCUCAACGGGAGCCUUGGACUCCUGCUCUCUCCCUGGUUCUAGUUCUCUUUAGAGUGUAGUGGCCGUGUUAAUGCUGUAUUUUAACAGUGUUUUCCCCUGGUCGAUUUUUGCCUCGGCAUUUCAUCCUGGCAGGGUUUUUUAUAAAACACUCCAUGCCUCAAAGCUACUCUCGGGCUGUAGGAGUCUCCUUCCUGGAUUGCUGGCCGGUGCCCUGGCUGUGAUUAGGGAAUCACUACAGGGCCUGGAUGAUUUUUAUGUAGCAAACAAUGAUAACUCUGUCUAUUGUCAUAUGUUGGGUUUUGGAGCAAUAAGAUUACUGUUUUGUCCUCCUGGAUUCCGAAUGAGCACGUUCUCAGUUUUUUUGAAUA
Jaculus jaculus (lesser Egyptian jerboa) is the source of this 1510-nucleotide messenger RNA. RefSeq names its product fat storage inducing transmembrane protein 2 (gene Fitm2). NCBI's taxonomy places the organism in Eukaryota, Metazoa, Chordata, Mammalia, Rodentia, Dipodidae. The coding region runs from base 38 to 826 and encodes 262 amino acids. Gene Ontology annotation, cellular component: endoplasmic reticulum membrane. The transcript has 2 exons. The record is from RefSeq and is a predicted model, not a curated record. Gene Ontology annotation, biological process: phospholipid biosynthetic process; lipid storage; lipid droplet organization.